Cyprinodon tularosa is the source of this 595-nucleotide messenger RNA. Its product is annotated as multiple epidermal growth factor-like domains protein 10. NCBI's taxonomy places the organism in Eukaryota, Metazoa, Chordata, Actinopteri, Cyprinodontiformes, Cyprinodontidae. Gene Ontology annotation, cellular component: membrane. Bases 122 to 562 code for a protein of 146 amino acids. The record is from RefSeq and is a predicted model, not a curated record. The transcript is spliced from 5 exons. Gene Ontology annotation, molecular function: protein binding.
GGCGCGCCUCACCGAGGGGCGGGGCGAAGCAGUCCGUGACGUCACAGGGGCGCUCCGCUCUCAGCCAGGAGCUGCAGAGCUGCAGAGGCAGCUGAUGGACCCAUGAGGUAAAGCUGUGACGAUGAUGGCUGUGUUGAUGCAGAACCACUUGGUUGUCCUUUUAGCAGUGACCUACUGGUCUUUGCCCAGUUCCUCUCUGAACCCAGAUGAUCCAAACGUCUGCAGCCACUGGGAGAGCUACUCGCUGACGGUGCAGGAGUCCUAUGCGCAUCCAUUUCAUCAGAUUUAUUACACCAACUGUCCAGACAUCCUGAAGUGGUUCAAGUGCACCAACCACAGGGAGCUUUAUCGGACAGCUUAUCGCACAGGAGAGAAAAUCAUGUACAGGAGGAAGUCCCAGUGUUGCCCAGGCUUCUUCGCAGAUGGAGAGACGUGCGCCCCGUAUUGUGCAGACAGCUGUGUUCAUGGCAGUUGUAUGGAACCCAACACCUGUCGAUGUGAACCAGGCUGGGGGGGCUCUAACUGUUCCAGUGGUGAGUUUUUCAGCUGUUGCUGUCUGUGAGUGAUCCUGUCACAUGUUUGGCUGGUUUCUUGU